AACGCCGAGCGCACGGGGUCUCCCUGGCGCCCUUGAAAGCCGGAACCAGCCAUGGCGGGCGCGGCGGGCGGCGGACCGGCCAGCUUGGACCUCUUGGGGGCCUUGCCCCGCGUGAGCCUGGCCAACUUGAAGCCCAACCCCGGCUCCAGGAAACUGGAAAGACGUCCAAGAGAUCGGAGAAGAGGUAGGAAAUGUGGCAGAGGUCAUAAAGGAGAAAGGCAGAGAGGAACCAGGCCCCGGCUGGGCUUUGAGGGAGGCCAGACUCCAUUUUACCUCCGAAUCCCAAAAUACGGAUUUAAUGAAGGGCAUAGUUUCAGGCGCCAGUAUCAGCCUUUGAGCCUCAGGAGACUGCAAUAUCUCAUUGAUUUAGGUCGAGUCGAUCCAACUCAACCUAUUGACUUAACCCAGCUUGUCAAUGGGAGAGGUGUGGUGAUCCAGCCACUUAAAAGAGAUUAUGGGGUCCAACUGGUUGAAGAGGGUGCUGACACCUUUCAAGCAAAGGUUAACAUUGAAGUGCAGUUGGCUUCGGAACUAGCCAUUGCUGCAAUUGAAAGGAAUGGAGGUGUCGUUACUACAGCCUUCUACGACCCGAGAAGCCUGGAAAUUCUGUGCAAACCCAUUCCAUUCUUUCUGCGUGGACAACCCAUUCCAAAACGGAUGCUCCCACCCGAAGCUCUGGUGCCUUAUUACACUGAUGCAAAGAACCGUGGGUACCUGGCAGACCCUGCCAGGUUUCCUGAAGCAAGACUUGAACUCGCCAUGAAAUACGGUUAUGUUCUUCCUGAUAUCACUAAAGAUGAACUCUUCAAAAUGCUCAGUACUCGGAAGGAUCCAAGGCAGAUAUUCUUUGGUCUUGCUCCAGGAUGGGUGGUUAAUAUGGCAGAUAAGAAAAUUCUCAAACCUACAGAUGAGAAUCUCCUGAAGUAUUACAGCUCUUGACCUCCUCAGCACGUCAGUACCAGAAAAGGCCACAAGAUGGGUCUCUUACUUCAUUUCCCAAAUGUGUAGCCCUCCAGGUGUUGAUGUUAGUUGUCACUGUAAUCAUAUCUCUUGUUAAUUUUCACCUAAUAAACUGCUGGAAGCAAGACCCGCAUAGAGGAGUGGAGUCCUUGAGGGCUCUCAGAAGUUCAAACUGGUGUCUUUCGGAGGAUGAUUAUGAUCAUUUUAUAAAAUACCUUUUCAUCUUCUCAUAA
This is a messenger RNA of Nannospalax galili (Upper Galilee mountains blind mole rat), 1193 nucleotides long. RefSeq names its product mitochondrial ribosomal protein L15 (gene Mrpl15). Gene Ontology annotation, cellular component: mitochondrial large ribosomal subunit. Bases 52 to 939 code for a protein of 295 amino acids. Gene Ontology annotation, molecular function: structural constituent of ribosome. Lineage: Eukaryota; Metazoa; Chordata; Mammalia; Rodentia; Spalacidae. The record is from RefSeq and is a predicted model, not a curated record. Gene Ontology annotation, biological process: translation. The transcript has 5 exons.